Molecule: messenger RNA, 1161 nt
Organism: Lactuca virosa
Lineage: Eukaryota; Viridiplantae; Streptophyta; Magnoliopsida; Asterales; Asteraceae
Source: the annotation of a GenBank genome assembly
AUGGAGGCAAUACUUGAUGUACCAGAACAUGAGCAUCCACUAAAGCUCAUUGAUUUGCAGCUACAAAUACAAUAUGAAGAAGAAGAAGAAGAAGAAGAAGAAGAAGAAGAAGAAGAAGAAGAAGAAGAAGAAGAAGAAGAGAAUGGGGGCUGUGAUAGGAUUAUGAAAGAGGGUUUUCAUGGUAUCACAUGUUGGAGGUGUAAGGAAGAGAUCCAUGUUUACCAUAGGUACUACUACAAAUGCAACAUAUGUGAUGAUUUCUCACUUCACAAAUUUUGUGCCGAGCACUGUAAAAUGUUAGAGCACCCAUCACACCCGCACCAUACUCUUUUUCUGGUACCAUAUUCAUUUUUACAUGUAUAUUUUUAUCAUAUUUGCAACCUUUGUAAGAGAGGUCACAAGCCUGGAGAAUUGUUUUACCAAUGUGGUAAAUGUGAUUUUUCCAUUGAUCUCCGGUGUGCCAUGGAAGUAGGAAAAAAUGUCAUCCAUCAUCCUUGUCACCCUCACUUGCUAACAUGUGCUAUCCCUAAGCCCAUUUUAUGUGAGUGUAGUGCUUGUGGGAUGGAACAUAAAGGAAUAUUCUAUCAAUGUUCCACUUGUGCCGGCGGUUUCACUAUACAUAGUGAAUGUGCUUUCCUACCAAAAACUUUGCUAAUCCAAGAGAAAAAAGAUGGUGCUUUUUAUCAUACCCAUCCACUCAUCAUUUCAUAUUCCUUCCCUAAGAUAGAUCAACAAGCUAAACAUGAUCCUAGAUGCAGAGAUUUGGAUGCUGACUAUCCUCAUCUUUUUCAUCUCCCAUUUCCUGAUGAAACUUACAUCAUACCAAAACACUUGUUUUCUCAACAAACUAGAUUUGGAACAUUUACAAGUAAUGAUGAAGUAAGCCUACAACAUAUCAGUCAUGAACACCCUCUAAUUCUUGUUGAUCAAAUGCAAAUGGAUGGGAAAACCUCCUCAAAUAUUUAUUCUUGGUUAUUAAAGUGUCAUGACCCAGUGAAAAAGACCCAAUUGUUAUGUAAUGGAUGUCUUAGACCAAUCAUGUCCACCAUGCCUUUUUACAUGUGCACUAAUGCUAAUGAUGAUCAUAGUUGCAACUUUGCUCUUCAUGAGUGGUGCACUCGACUCCCUGGAGAAAUAGAAAACCACCCGGUUCACCCAUAA